UGCAGAUUCGAUCGGGCUAUACAGCCGGGAAAAAAAAAUGAGAUUCUCUAUUCAUUUGAUCGUCUUCGCUAUGGUUGUCUAUCUCAGCAAUGGCAAUUCUGACGAUGAUGCUUGGAACGCUUACAAGUUUGAAUACAAAAAAGAUUACUCGAGUUCCUCCGAAGACGACAUUCACAAGGCAAUUUUCCUCGCUCACCGUCAACAAAUUAAUCAACACAACAGCGGAGCAUCACUGUCCUACAGAAAAGAAUUGAACAGAUUCUCCGACAUGUGGCCAUCAGAAAAGUCAAAAUAUCUCGGCCUCAAAUCUUCCAUGGCGCCUUCCAGUCAGUUGAUGAUGAAAUCCAUUCAUUUAGGUCAUCUACUGGGAAGUCAACAAGCUCUUUCUGUCAAAUUUGACUAUCGAUCCGACAUUUGCAUGGCGGCAGUUAAAGACCAGGGAUCGUGUGGAAGCUGUUGGGCGUUCGCUGCAGUCGCUCCAAUCGAAUUCAAUUACUGCAAGAAACACAAACAAACUCCUAUCGUUUUGAGCGAACAGCAGCUGGUCGAUUGCGACAAAAUUGACGGCGGAUGCAGCGGCGGAUGGUACACGCAGACCUGGAAAUAUAUCAAGAUAACUGGCGGAAUUGUACGGGACUCAAAAUACCCUUACACAGCCACGCAAAGUUCUUGUCCGAUCCCGUUCUGGUUUUUCCUGGCCAGUGCUCGGGUUUUUAUGAUCAGUUACAUCCCAGCCAAUGAUGCUGUGACCAUGCAAGUAGCUCUGCAAAAACUCGGCCCCUUGGCAGUUGCCUUUGCAGUGGCCGAAUCUUUUUACUCCUACAUGGAUGGCGUGUACGAUGACACGGAUUGUGAUAACUUGGAUGUCAAUCACGCUAUGGUCAUUGUCGGCUGGGGUAAUCAAAACGGACUCGAUUACUGGAUCGUGCGCAACUCGUGGGGAACCGGAUGGGGAGACAGCGGCUACGUCCUAAUCCAGCGAGGAGUCAACAAAUGCCAAAUUGAAUUCUAUGCGGCCUUCGUGUUGCCAUUCUGAUCUGAUUUUAUUUUAUGCGGGUACGAAUAAACAUCAACUUACCAAAUUAA
This is a messenger RNA of Daphnia pulex (common water flea), 1086 nucleotides long. Its product is annotated as ervatamin-B-like. Lineage: Eukaryota; Metazoa; Arthropoda; Branchiopoda; Diplostraca; Daphniidae. The transcript has 8 exons. Gene Ontology annotation, cellular component: lysosome. The record is from RefSeq and is a predicted model, not a curated record. Bases 38 to 1036 code for a protein of 332 amino acids. Gene Ontology annotation, molecular function: cysteine-type endopeptidase activity.